CCCGUCCGCGCCAUCACCCUUGACAUCGCUAACGACGACGACAACGCCAUUUUUCGGCUCAGGAAAAUCGACGCGAAAAGCAUGCCGACACAGAGUGCUCCGCCUCCGGGUACUUUCAAGCCGCCAGCACCAGUACAGGCCGUCGCCACCCUCAUCCUCGUCGAGAAUUCCCAGCCUAUGCUUAAUAGAUGGCCUGAACUUGCUGACCCAUACAUCCCCGCGCUCAUCGAUGCUGUUCGACUGGCGAACCCACCCCCGACAGCCAUGCAAGUGGCGUUCAUGGAUAGCCUGCUAGCACCUCCGGGCCAGGGUGUAACCAUCGAUUCCUCGGUUCCCUCUUCGACACCAUAUUCACCGACGCAGGUCGACUCAUUUCGGACCCCUAAGAUCGUGUUCAACCCCGAUCCAAGCAAUAGAAUCUCUCUCGCCACGCUUCAUCGAUGUGUGCAAAGACUCGCCAAUGCAUAUCCGGGCGUGCAAGCCAUACGCCACCUGAUCGUUGUCGCUACUUCGCUUCCGGCAGAUGAAAGUACGCCCGAGGGGAUAAGCCUAGAGGAUGCGUGGGCUGCUCUUGCGGAUAGGAUGCACAAGGAACGCAUCAACCUGCACGUAAUCCUCAGUCGUUGGCCGUCGCCUACCACAACCACCAACGCCGACACACCUUCUCCAUCCUCAUCCUCAUCCGCCUCCUCCCAAACACUUACAUCAACUCCCUCCUCAACCCCACCUUCAAUUCACCCAGUUUCUCCCAAAUCUUCAAACACCACGAAUCAAUUCUCUACAAACCCCACAGCGUCUAUACUCCCCCACCAGUCACACGCACACCAACAACCAACCCCACCGCACCCACGGAUCCAAACCAUCUCCCGCCUCGUCGAACUCUUUUACGAGACCGCAUCUCGUUCGAAGCGGUAUCAAUCGCCACUUUGGUUCCCAGCCGAUCAUCUAAACUUCCAGUUUUAUAUAUCGACGGAUAGGAGCCCGGCAGGCUCGCCUCUUCCUCCGAGCACGGGCGCUGGAGCGAACCUGAACCACCACGCUAUGCUCAUCGACGCGCCUCAACCACUUCAAAUGAUGCACAGUUCGAUGUCUUUGCCUAUGUCUUCCGGGCUCGUAGGGAUGGAGGGUUCAGGUCUCGGGACGAUGGAGGGACAAAUGAGCAGUGGGUUCGUUGGGAAUAUGGGAGCAGACGCUGAUGCGGAUACGGAGAUGGAGUUGGAGGGCGAGAUAGUCCCUCCCACGCAGGAAAGGUCGGUCGAUCCGGAUACGGGGAUGGAACUGAAGAGGCCGCCGGGGUGGGUGGUGCUUGGGAGUGGAGGUGGGGAGAGUGAGGUUUUCGGGAAUGGGAAUGGAGCUAGGGGGACCGGAGUCGGGAUGAGUGAGACUGGAAACGGAGAUGAGGAAGAGGAAGAGGUCGUCGGACCUUCAGCCCCUCUGCAACCUGCAACUAUCCCCAAUACGCGACCAACAUCAGUUCAGCAACAUCCACAUCUAGGCUCCCAUUCAAGAGCACCUCCAGCACAAGCUCUUGCAUCUCAUGCAGCUCAUCCUAAUGGCCAUGGACACGCUCCAAGAGGAACAGCUAUCCCUCGGAACCACAGCUUUCCUCAGCUCACACACUCGCAUCAUCCGUACGCACACCCCUACCAGCACAUGCAAGCCCAGGCGCACGCACAACAACAGGAAGCCAUCGACAUGGAAGAGAUGCAGAGGUGGCAGGAUAUGCAGGUUGUAAACGGUGGUGGAAGUGGGUAUGGUGUACCGCUGGCCCAGAUGCCUGGGUAUGGUUUCGUGCCCGAUCAGCACCAACAACAGUCAUUGGCGAUGCAGGAGAUGUACGAUCGUCCACAGGAGAUUACUCUGCAUCCGCAUCCGCAGAUGUAUUCCAACAAUACGGGAAAUAUGCUGCCACCUACGCUCGAGCAAACUCCUUCGCACCAACUCCAACAGCAGCAGUUCAACUCCGCACGCUCAGCUCAUGCCGCACAUUCCGUAUCUCCCGUGUCCCCGACGACGCCUCCUCUGAUGUCAGGAAGCUCGCCUUACCGUGGCUCUUCGUCCACCGCGUCGAAUUCACCUAUCGACCCCGGUACUCGUUCGAGUCCAAUCUCACCUCUGGUCACAUCCAUCCAUGUUCCCGCUGCCAUCGCCUCCGCAAUGAACUCUGCACCUCCACCUGGUCGUCCCCCUCAGCUCUCUCUCAUGGGCGUCAUCGACCGUGAUCGUAAUCCGAACGGCCCUACUUCGUCCACCUCCUCAACCACCAUCUCACCCCUCGAUCGCGCCUUCGAUCGAGCGCAUAUAUCCUUUCCUGUGAAAAGGGAGCAGCAGGAAGAGAUGGAGUGGGAUGUGGUCGGGUCCCAACAGGAGCAACAACAACCACAGCAGAAGCUCUCGUUGGUCCAACAGUUACAGAAACUGCAUGGGCUUACGAAGCGGAAGACGUUCGGCUUGGGAGGGGGCGUUCCUGGGUCGAGGGCUCCGUUCAUCCGUGAUACAUCUCCGUCUUCGUCUUCCCCCUCAUCGUCUGUGGGUGCGUCGGCAGCGGAUGCGACUGGGAGUGGUGGCGCUGGUGUUACGGAGGAGAAUGGAACGGCGGGUGGAUCACCGCCUGCGAAGAAGCCAAAGUCGAGGAGGGGGAGUACGACCGGGGCGAAGACGGCGGUUACGAAUAGUGGGGUGAAGAAGAAAACGACGGAGGGGAAGAAGGCUGCUGCUGCGACUGCGACUGCGACGGCUGUUGCUACUGCCGCAGCCGCUGCUGCCGCUGGAUCAGGGUCUGUAGAUGCGUCUGUUGCUGCUGCUGUUGCCCCUGGAAAACCUCAUAAAACACCUCCAAUACCGCAUGCGGUCCCUUCUGGGGCGGUGGGGGGUCCUAUGCCUCUAUUUACGACGAAGCCGCAGAGGAGAAGUACGUUGGCGGUCACUUCUCUACCCGAGAGUUCGGAGGUGGAAGGGGGAGUGAGUGUAGGUGCCACUGUGGCACCAAGGGCCUCGAGUACGAGCGCAAGCCCGGAUGCGAGGGGGACGGCGGUGACGAUUCAGCCUAUGAUGGAUGAGAGGAUGGGAGGGGUCGAGUCCGGGACAAGGGGCAUGUAUCCUCCUGGGCCACCACUACCAUCGCAUACACAACCUGUUACUCCUAGCCCUCCCCUUCAAGCUCCAGUGCCAUCUCAGACUCUUAUGAUGCCUUCACAUAGCCAUAGCCUCAGCCAUGCUCCCCCAGUGCACACAUCACAUUCAGACCCUAGCGUUCCUACGCUCAAUUCAUACUCUUCGACGUCGCCGACAGCGGGGUACGGCGGCCCCGAUGACGCCCCGCCAUCCUUAACACAAAUCGGGCGAAGAAGGUCGUACAGUCUUAGCUCAGUCGAAGGGCAGUCUUCAUCCUUGCAUCCUCAACCUGAGUACCCCGGUGCAGCCCCUCUGCCGCCGCCUUUGCUUUCUCAGCCCAUGCAGCAGCAAUACAUUCAAGGACCAAGUGAUGUCGCAUUCCCGAGUCAGUCGACAGCUCUACCCGUCCAAGGUAACGGUAACAUGGGCGCCAGUGCAGGUAGCGUACAGGCUGAUGGUCGACCGCCAACGAUAGACCCCGGUGACACACUGUUCAUCUUCCCUGAGGAGUAUCACAGCGAACCUCAGCUACCUCCUCGCCCGAUGACGACUUCUACUGUCUUAGGCCAGCACACUGUAGUCAUGGCCCCUGGCUCCAUGCCCAUAUCCGCAUCUAUGGUCCCGCCGCCUCCAAUCUUGACGCAGGGUAUCGGCGUGCACCCUCAAAUGCAACUCUCUCCACAUCCGCCGCCUGGUCAGCCGUAUACACUAGUGCAGAAUGUCCGCGAGUACGCUCAUGGCAUGCAUACUGCUAUGCGGGAGCAUCCACAUGCGCCUUCGUAUCUCGCCCCACUUCCGCCGAACCCCCAUCCAGCGGAACACGCUCAAGGGCAUGCUUUCGUACCGCCCCCUGGACCACCUCCACAGUCAAUGUCUAUGUCGCAGCAUUCUCCCCCGAUGCUCCCUCCAUCGUCAUCUUCAUCGCGCGCGUCACACUCUCAGAUCCCUCUUCCGCCCCCGCCACAUCUAGUCCCCGCACUGCAGUCUAAUGCUCAAUCCACAGUGGCUGGCGCUCCGCAGGACGACUACUCGCAUAUUCUGAACCCGGCUGUAAGUCCCGGAAUGUUGAGAAACAGCGCGGGCGUGUUCGCAGCGACACCUAUCAGCGACAUGUCAGCAUCCGUACCCCCAGGCAAGCUCGAUAUGAAAGCUAGAUAUGAUCCCGGCGCAGGCGGUGCUUACGUGCAGGCGUAUACGCACGUUGGAGAGGGAGAUAUGGAGUACAGUGACGAAGGGUACACUACGGACUAUAGUGGCGCGUAUGAUGCCUAUCCCAGUGAUAAUGGAGGUGGUAUGGGGUACGAACCUAUGCCCGUUUCGGUAUAUCCGACUGCUGAGCAAAACUCGAGCUCUAGCCUGCAAUCAUGGGCUGGGUACUAGGAAGGUCGUAUCUUAUCCUCGGUGGAAGAUCAGACGUAGAAGAUUCCGUGAGUUGUCGUGCUGUCCUGACUGGCUUGCUAGUGUAUUCUCGAUUCGUCCGGACCGUUUCUUGAUCAUCUUUUCUUGAAUCACAUUUUCUUUCUUGGGGUUUCUACUUUCGGAUCUUAGGUGUCUGGCGUAUUCUUAUGUUUCUCUGGGUCAUCGAAUUCUCGGGUUUUAUCAUCAUUCGUGGUCGGAUGUCGCAUGCUCGUUGCUCUGCUCUGUCGCCUGUCGCUCGCUUGCUCGUACGUCGUGUCCUUCUUUGCCACUUUGUCAUAUGCUACAUCUACCUUUUUUGUGCUUGUAUAUCAACUUCUACUUUCAUACCCUUCUCACGACCUUUUACGAUCACAAUUAGUAUCUCCGAGGGUAUAGUCCUCCCAUUGUUUCUUCCUGCCUUUCCCAGUGCCAUCGUACGAGGCUCCACACUUCAUUGGGCACCUCGGGCCUUCUGCUCUCCCGAGAAAAGGUCGGCCAGCUCAUUUCUCCGUAGUCUUUCGAUUCGCAUCCCUGUCAUGUACGAAGAAGAUGUAAUACGGGGUCGGAUAGUGCAUCUCCCCAUCCUUUGGCAGGUCUAUUUACCGCGUACUCUAAAGUACUAUACAAUUACUGAUAUACAGUUGAACGUGAAAGCCGGCUCACCCUUUCUUGUCAGUAUGUACGAUCGUGGUAGUCAUACUAGCCAUUUCUUGGACGUGUACGAUAGCGAUGUCAGACGUACGCCCGAUUCAUUUUGCCGUGCCUCUGGGCGCU
Molecule: messenger RNA, 5286 nt
Organism: Stereum hirsutum FP-91666 SS1
Lineage: Eukaryota; Fungi; Basidiomycota; Agaricomycetes; Russulales; Stereaceae
Exons: 5
Coding region: 82-4494 (1470 amino acids)
Source: RefSeq, a predicted model, not a curated record